CUUUUUUUUAGUAGAGGUUUAAACCAGACCUGCAUUACCCCUCUCCUGCUGAUAGACCGUUUUUCGUGACGUGAAGGUGCGCUUAUUAUUUAAAUUAAAAUUUAAUAGUUGCUAUUUGAGUGUGGAGUGAUCGUAGUGCAAUUUCACAAAUGCUCCUUGUCACUUUAUAAAUUAAAGGUUGACGAAAACAUGGCAGGUACAAUACAACAAAGCGGACUGGACGAUGCUCAAAACAAAACACUUCUAGAAGAAACAUUUUAUGUGCUAAAAAAGAAAAAUUCCGUCUUCCGCGUUAAAUUAACGAAUUCCGGUUUACACUUAAUUAAGGAAAACGAGAACCAGGUGAAAACUCAAAUUAUUCCCGUUAAAGAUAUUAUAGGCUGUCGUUGCCUACGAAGUAAAAAGGAGAGGAAUUCAUGUGCGUGCCAAUCGUUAUCUCAUGGCUCGUCGCUGAAAGUUGUCGACGAAAAGUCGGGUGACCACGACGACGCCGACAUGAGCGCCUAUCUCUACAUUUACGCUUACAUCUUACGAUCGAAUCAGAAUAAACGUGAUCGUACGACAAUAACACUCAGGUUUCGUUCCUUCGACAGGUACGACGAAAAUUACAAAGAAGCCCAGCGUUGGCGGAUGGUUUUGAAGAAAUUAAUCCGAGGCGACGAGGUUUCCAUGGUUAACAUUUCCGAUUACAAUAUUGUACCGGUUAAGGAAGAUCGACGAUUACUCGUUCUGCUCAGUCCAAAGAGCGGCUCUGGUAAGGGACGCAUGCUAUUCCAAAAGAAAAUAGUUCCUAUUUUACAAGAGGCCGAGAUUCCUUUCGAUCUCCACAUAACUCAGUAUGCGAAUUUCGCGAGGGAGUUCGUCAGAAACUGCCAGUUGUAUCAGUGGACCGGAAUAAUUGUCGUUGGCGGGGAUGGCCUGCUCUUUGAAGUAAUUAACGGAAUAUUUGAGAGGUGGGACUGGGCCGAAGCGAUAAAACAUAUCACCUUCGGCAUAAUUCCAGGAGGUACGGGUAACGGCCUAGCUCGGAGUAUCGCUCACUGCUCGGGGGAGCCGUACAACCCGCCCGCUCUUCCGGCGGCCAUUGCCGCAACGAGAAACUUUAACGAAAUGAUGGACCUUGUUAGGAUAGAGACGACGUCUCAAAUUUUGUUUUCGUUCCUAUCGGUAGGCUGGGGAAUUUUGUCCGACAUAGAUAUCGAAAGUGAAGGUCUGAGAGCGUUGGGGGAGCCGAGAUAUGUGCUGUGGUCGCUCGCGCGCAUCAUUGGUUUAAAAAGUUACAGCGGCAAAGUCUACUAUUUACCGGCAGAUGCUACAAUUACUCCCUUUGAAAAAAAAUAUGAGCCGUUACGUUCGAAAUCGAAAGUUGAUCUUCCGAGUGAAGUACUUUUAGAAACAACCGACACCCGACAGAGGCUGGAUUCGUGGUACAGCGCGGCAUCUAGGCGAAGUGCCUACUUUUCAACUACCGGCAGCUCAUACCAGUCAACUAACGAAAGCGCUGGAGAGGAGCCCAGAAUGUACGGACCCGCCUCUCAGUUACCUUGCAUCACCGCAGCUCUACCAUCAAAUUGGAAGUGUCUCGCCGGACGAUUUAUAAUGGUCCACGCCUCAUACCAAACGCAUAUUGGAACCGAUUUGUUUGUGGCGCCUCAAUCAAAAUUAAAUGAUGGACUUAUUUGGUUAUUAGUUAUCCAUGCGAGUGCAAGUCGGUCGCAGGUGGUACAGUUCCUUUUACGCCUCUCAUCCGGAUCUCAUAUCAAUAGUAACGGGUGGGAUGACAUUAUCAAAAUAUUUCCGGUGCGCGCAUUUAGAAUAGAACCCGAAGUGAAUGAGGCUCCGGGCUAUAUGACGGUCGAUGGGGAAGUCGUGGAGUAUGGCCCAAUUCAAGCCGAGAUUUUCCCCGGGUUAAUUAAAGUUAUGGUUCCUUGAUUAUUAAAGACCGUAGGCGACGUUGAGUGUUCCAAUACUUCAAGUAGGAAACGAUGUUCAAAGGUUGUGAUUUUAUCUACUUUAGAGCCUCUUGUCAUUAAUUUCGAUUCCGUUUAAUUGCGACGCGUAGUAAAUUUACGCAGAGGAUUUGGGGGUAAUCUUAUCUUUUGCGAUAUCGAGAUUAAAGCAAUUAGGAUUAUUGAAUGAUUUUACGGCUGUGAUAAUUGUUCAUAGUCAAUUAUUUAAACUAGUUUAUAAUAUGGACCCUACAUUGUUAUGUAAAGAUUGUAUUUAUUUAAUUAGAAGAAUCGGGUUGCUCAUUUCGCAUCAAGUUAGCAAUAGAUUUGCGCAGCUAAUUAUUUUGUUGGCGUCUUUAGGAAAUACUACUUAAUCUAUUUACGUAUUCCUAACUUGAUGUUUGAAAUGAUGCGAAAUAUAAAUAAUUUCAAGCUUCCAUUUUUCGGGUUUGCGCGUUCCUGCCAAAUAUGAUGUAUGUUAUUUUCUGAUUUAAGAAUUAAGAUGUGCGAACCUGAGCAGUUGUUAUUAUUUGUGUUUUGCAUCGUGAUGUUAACAUGUACAAAAACUGUUAUUGUAAAAAUUUUAUUAUUUACCUUUGUUUAUAUAUACAUACAUUU
This is a messenger RNA of Photinus pyralis (common eastern firefly), 2567 nucleotides long. RefSeq names its product sphingosine kinase 2-like. The transcript is spliced from 3 exons. Gene Ontology annotation, biological process: sphingosine biosynthetic process. The record is from RefSeq and is a predicted model, not a curated record. Bases 190 to 1932 code for a protein of 580 amino acids. NCBI's taxonomy places the organism in Eukaryota, Metazoa, Arthropoda, Insecta, Coleoptera, Lampyridae. Gene Ontology annotation, cellular component: membrane; cytoplasm; intracellular membrane-bounded organelle.